Molecule: messenger RNA, 255 nt
Organism: Puccinia graminis f. sp. tritici CRL 75-36-700-3
Lineage: Eukaryota; Fungi; Basidiomycota; Pucciniomycetes; Pucciniales; Pucciniaceae
Exons: 3
Coding region: 1-255 (84 amino acids)
Source: RefSeq, a predicted model, not a curated record
AUGAACCUCACCAUAUCAACACUUCUAGUUUUCUUAGCUGGUGUUUGCAAGUUCACAAUUGAGUGUCCCCAGCAGAUGUCGGAUGCUUGUGCGACUUCCGAUGGGACCCUUUACCCAGCGCCGCCAAAUAAUCUUGAUUGUCACAUAACUUCGAGCGAAAUCCACUACUGUUGUCCUUCCGACAAUUUGCCACCAACAUCAUCUGGUGUUCCGCUGAACGACGCAACCCAAUAUCUGGGUUGCGUCAAAUCGUGA